AUGACUAAAGUAUAUGGGAAAUAACUAGAACCAGAAGAUGGCAGUAAUGCAACGUCAAGGAUGCAAGCUGCCGUUAAAACCCAAAGAAGAAGAAGAAGAAGAAGAAGAAGAAGUUUAUCUUCCUCGUCAACUGGAGGGGUUAAGUUAGUAAAUUGAAUUAAAGUCUUGUUGUCUGCGUAAAAUCUGCUCAAUGGGACCCGAAGAGAGGGAUUAUGUAGCUGCUGAGCGCCAGGAAGAUGACAUCCACAAUGUGCAAUCUGUAAUUGACUCGUUGGCCUUAGACUACCUUCAGAUUAGUUUAUCUCACAUCACAGGUGAGAAUAUAGUAAGCGGAGAAAAAGAAUCUGUCAGAAACCUGUUGGAGAUUUUUGAUGGUCUGCUGGACUACCUCAUAGAGCAGCAGAGUGACGAGGAGCCUCAACAUAAAGGGCUCAAUGGAAAGGCCAACGCUGCCAAUGUAGCUUAUCAGCCUCGAAAUCAGGACACAGGCAAGAUGCAGUGUCAGCCCUUAACCAUUCAUUCUGUACUCCAGUCCAUUGAACAUUCCCUCCAUUCCUGGGAUGGGAAUGAAUUCAAGUCAACAGAGCUCAUCCGACAAGGAAAUUCUGCUCACAUGUUCAUGGCCAAACAAGAAGUGUUGGCUGCUGUCCUUCCUCGUGGAAACCGUUGAAAACACAGUGAGCACUCAGGCUACCCUCCUGAAAGAACCUCUCUGGCCUGCCAUUCGUCUCCAGCCUACCUACCAGACCACCACCAAGAGAUCCCCUCCCUCCACUGACACAGCCCCAUUUACUGAAGACAAGACCAUACAGAAACCAGAAAACUUAUGUCACGAGAUUCACUCAUCUGAUGGGGUUCACAUCAAUAGGGAGUUGAACGUUCCUGUUUGCGGUAAUUUCCCUGUGGAAACAGAGAAAUUUGAAUUCUGUCAGAGGGGAGUUGAUUCAGAAGAAUCUGAGCAUCAGGAAAAGGUGGACUUCACAGUUCCAAGGCAGAUUCUGUCCUGUACCCAGCCAGAUGGAUACAGAGAGGUAGAGGAAAAAGAAGCGAGAGAAGAAGAGCAAACUAACAGAUCACCAGGAAUUCAUGUUAUCCAUAGAGACGGGAGACAAGGUGCUGGGCUCGGAGAUAGAGAAGGUUCUUUGUCUUUGCGUAGCCAGAGGAAUAAGGAGACAGAGCAAGAACUACAUGAUAUGUCAGAGAAACUAUCUCGCCGUUUGGAGGAACUUGAUCUGAUGUUGAAGCGUGCUCUGAGUGAAAUUGGGGAGAUAUGUGAGCCAGGAGAGGAAGAUAAACAGUCUCAUCAUAGCGACAGCAUCAUGGAGUGUGUCAUAAGUAUGUCAAGUUCAUGCCAUUCCAGACCUCAUGCACACUCAUUACCCCCCUUCUCUACACCUGUACAGCACUCUAUCCAGCAAGAUGCUCUGAUCAGCGACAAUGCCAGUCAUAGCCAGCAACACCACAGAAACACCCAGUUCACAGAAUCAGUCUGUAAAGAUGAACUGAAGCAAUCAGUCCAGCAGGAGCAAACCGAUAUGACCACUGAGAGACUCAAUGUUCAGAAAACGGAUCUUAAAUACCACCAGGCAGUGUGUAGAAAAGCUCCUUCUGUUCACAGAUCCUGCACCAAGUCACCUUGCUCUCGAUUCUCCGGAACUAAACUCCAACACACAGCCAGAAAAGAGAUACAUUCCGGUAAGACAGCAAUCAGUGACCGAGUGCGCACACACACACAAACUGGCAUAUACUGCAUGGUUUACAGGGACUCUUCUGUAAGAUAAAUAGGUAAAUUUAGCUCAAGGCGAACUAAUUAUUAUAUUUAUAGGGAAUUUUGACACAAUUUUUUUAUGGCUGAUCAACUGAAUUGCUGAAACUAUCAACUAUACAACAGAUAUUAAUAUCCAAAAUAUAGUGAAAACACUAUUUAUUAAUGCGGUAACAAGAUUGACAGUUUAAACAUUAAUUUGUAAGCAUAUAGCCUUAAAUAAAUAAGUCCUUUUAAGACAAGUCAUGUCACUCGGCGGCCAUCUUUGAAAUGUCUCUUGGUAUCCAAGUGCAACUCCUAUCUCUUUGAAUGGGGAAACCUCAAAUUCUCCAAAACUGUUCACUAAGCUUACGAUUUAAUUUCAUAUUUGAAAUCACCAAAGAAAUCUGACAACAACUUUGUCAUGAAUGUUGUUACUUUUGCUCAAAUAGCGUUAUAAAAAACGUAUUAUUCAGGCUAAGUCAGCCAGUGUGCAUGCGCAGUCCUGAGCAUGCGUCUCAGAGCGCUGACUGUUUCAAUAGCAACUGGGACUUCUAACGGCAGCUGCAGCGACAUGUUGACUUUACCAAUUAGCGAUUGUCUCUCUCAUUUUGAGCGUUGCAUUUUUCCCCAUUCAAAACUAUAUGAGUGACAUGUCUUGGGUAUUCUAUAUUCUUUGAUAUAACACAAGACACUUUUCUUCAAAUACAAACAAGACUUUGCUGGACAGAUAUAUGCAAUUCCUUAGACCUUAAACGAUUCCUUAAGCAAUUCCUUAAACGAACCAUCACUUAUUUAAUUUAACCCUAGCGUUGACUUUUCAAUGAGGCUAUGAAACUUUGUUAAAUGCACCAGUUCAGCUGAUUCUUUAUUGAUUCGCUGAUGGUCUGGAACACUCUGGAGUGAUGUUUUGGGAAGAUACCCACAAUGGGCAUUGGCUGAAGGAUAGAUGAUGAGUCUCAUAGGCUGGUUAAGGUUUGAGGCGGUCAAAGACAAAGUCGGAUACAGCCGGAUAAGGCAAAGUCGGAUAAGGCAAAACUUAGCUUAAAAAAAUAGACUUUCAAGGGAAAAGAAAAGAAACAACAUGAAAGAAAGAAAAAAGUGUGUGACAAGACUAGAUGGCUUAUCUCCUCAUGAUGGUAGAGAAGCAGCAAGCCAAAAGCUCUUUGGUUCAUGUAGGGAUGGGUGAUAAAAUGAUAUCAUAUUGAGAUCAUGAUUAAAAAAAGAUAGCGAUGAUAAGCUCUGAACAUUUUUACUCUAUAUAGAUUAAUCUAACAGUCUCACACAGGAGAAAUAAAGGCAUCAGCAGCAAUCAGUGCAUGCCACCAACAAGUCUGCAUGCUCUGUGUGAAUGAAUGGCAUGGUUUAGGAAUUAGUUUUAGAAAGGUAGCUGGAGUAAUGUAAUUUUACCACAGGAUGUAUGUAAUAUUAUGUAUUAUUAUAUAAUAGUAUGUAUUUAGUAUGGCCAAUUCGCACUGGAUAAGAAAUCUCAGUAAAACUACCAGAAAUGGGAGGGGUAACUCUACCUUUUUUGCAGAAGGUAAAAGUCUCUAUAUGAUUACCGAGAUGGCACAUUUGGAUUGGACUAAAAUCGCUGAGAAUCUCUGGUAAUAAUUACCUCUCCAUGUAAAACUAAUCCCAUCAGAAUAGGGCUAAAUACAAACUGAAACUGAAAGUAAAACUGAAAGACCUUCAUGGAAGCCCGGCAAAAUAAAAGUCCAUUUAACUUGAAGAAAUUAUGACAGGAAUAUAUUACUAUUGUAUACUAACCCUCUGUGGGACAUCAUCAUUUAUAAAUGAUGCUAAGAAAAUUGCAUUUAAAAUACAUGUUAUUAAAAUGUUAUUUUAAUGAUGUCAUAUGACAUCCCCUUCAAC
Cyprinus carpio (common carp) is the source of this 3619-nucleotide messenger RNA. RefSeq lists its product as uncharacterized. Gene Ontology annotation, cellular component: centrosome; spindle pole. Lineage: Eukaryota; Metazoa; Chordata; Actinopteri; Cypriniformes; Cyprinidae. The record is from RefSeq and is a predicted model, not a curated record. Bases 561 to 1781 code for a protein of 406 amino acids. The transcript has 14 exons.